AUGCUCACGAAGAGGAAAGUCUCAGCCACAGUCAACGGGAAGGCCAUUCUAAUCACCGAAGAGUUAUUUGCUGAAGCUCUCGGUAUGCCCAACACCAGUCUGGACCUAAAGAUUGACCUAACCGCUGCAGAAUCAAACGCUGUCCGGUUGGUGAUCUCUUUCUCAGAUCAGGAUCUGGUGAUCCACUCUAGCCGGAGGAAUAAGCUAAAACCGGAAUACAGAUGGUUGCUGACUGUCAUCGCCCGCUCACUCCAGGGAAGAGGAGGUAAACCGCUUCCAAUCAUCAAUAUUCUUGACUCAGAGUCAAUGAUCGAAAAACCGGAGAAGACGAUCAAACCCAAGUCCUCAAGAACAAAGUCGUCCAAAGGGACCAGCUCUUCGGCUCCGGCUGAAGAAGAAACCAAGAAGAAGAAACCGAAAAGAAAAGCAGUUGAAACCGAAGCCCCACAAGAACCGAAGGGGAGGAAGAAGGCGGCUGCAAGGAAGAAAAGAACCGCAGACGUCUUUCAACCCACUCCCAUCAACACCGUUGUUCCUACCCCCGUUCCAUCUAAUUCUCCAAGGCAAACCGAAUCCUCGGGGAGCCAAGAAAACAAGUCAGUCUCCAAGGAGGAAGCAAAGGUAAGCGUUCACUCUGAAACCUCCAAGUCACCAAGCAAACGAAUUGAAGAGGUAAUAGCCAACGUGGGCUUAAACACCUCUAAAGCAAUUGAGGAUGUAGUCCAAGACAUUGCAAAGGAAACCGAAGAGGACGAUGUGUCAAGUCGUCGCAAACCAGUUGAUGAGGUUGAGAUACCUGAUCAGAGUGAAGAACAACCGGUCGAAGAAACGGCCAAAACAGCAGACAUUACACCUCCGGCUCAGGAGGGUAAUCUUGAAGAACAGGAACCAUCCAGUUCCGCAAGAGGCAAGACAGCUCCAGAAAACCAAUCGGCUCAAGAUGGGCCAUCUGACUCAGCCACAAUACCUGAAGGUUCUGGUCAGGUCAACAAAGGUAAAGGGAUUCUUAUCGAAGAUUCAACGGUAACAGGAAAGGGUACGCUGCAAACCGGUCCUCAACCAGAAGUCGUAACCGGGGACGAGGUUACCUUUACCGCAGAACAAGAAGAUGAAGUUUUCGAAGAACUUCUCAGGAACAUGAACAAGGGUGCAAAUGAUGCGUUAGCUCCAUACCUCAUGUGGGUGAAGCUCAGGUGUGAAACAAAGUUAUCCGACAUGGCUCCAGGAUUGAGCGGCAACAGGCAUUGGGACAGGCUCAUCAGGCUGGAAGAGAGGGCCCUCCAGUUAGCUCACACCGAUCUUAUCCAACCAGCUUUCAGUAAAACCGCAGUACUUCUUGAAAACGCUCGGUUACAAGCAGUGGAGAAUGCCUUUCAAGAAACUAAAGGAGCGACGCUAAACCCGAUUGAAAUGAGAAUGGUCGAACGGUUCAUUGCGGUGCGAGAAAAGCUCGUACAAAAUCUCGAUCUUUUUGAUAUGCAGUGGAGGAAAGGUUGCCGAAGCCAACUCAAUAAUGCCGACCUAUAUCAAAGUAAGCCAUUCUAUGCGGUUGGUGAGACAUCCGGAACGGCGGAAAACCUGGAACAAGAAUCUUCUCAAACUGCUAAGGCUCCUGAAAUCGAUCAAAUAAAGCAAGCGGUGGUUGAGACAGUUAACUCAUGCCUUGGAAGCUAUAAAACCGCAACCGAUGAGAGGAUUGCAACGGCUGAAGCUAACCUGUCAAACUCUAUAAAGUCCAUGAUAGAUACGGCUAUGCAGACCUUAGCAAUGGCCAUUCAAAUUGGGGAAAUGUCCAAAGUUCAAGUCAGCACAACUCAAACGCAAAUCGAGUCAGAUACUGAAAUCGCUAAAAGGCUGCAAGAGGAAGAAAUGGAAUGGGAACGGGUGCAGAAGGAGAUUGAAGACAAAGAUUUUGAGUUUGCCCAAAAGUGCAACGAGGAGGAACAGGCCAACAUCCAGAAACUCCCACCGGUUCAACCGUCCCAUUCAAUGGACACAAGGAAUAAGAAGAAACGGAGCGCGGUUGCGAAAGUACUCAAGCGGGCAGAACAAAGAGCAGUUGUACCAGUCGUGCUAAAUGUGCAACCGCUUGAUGAAGAAGAAGAAGAAGACUUUGAGGAACUUAACCAGCGGAAGAGAAGGGCAACUGCAGGCUCAACCGCAACUCCAAGCUUCAGACCUAUUACUGCUCCACCGCUUCCUCCACCAUGA
Molecule: messenger RNA, 2211 nt
Organism: Impatiens glandulifera
Lineage: Eukaryota; Viridiplantae; Streptophyta; Magnoliopsida; Ericales; Balsaminaceae
Exons: 4
Coding region: 1-2211 (736 amino acids)
Source: RefSeq, a predicted model, not a curated record